Molecule: messenger RNA, 2091 nt
Organism: Bactrocera latifrons
Lineage: Eukaryota; Metazoa; Arthropoda; Insecta; Diptera; Tephritidae
Product: organic cation transporter protein-like
Exons: 5
Coding region: 385-1872 (495 amino acids)
Biological process (GO): transmembrane transport
Cellular component (GO): membrane
Molecular function (GO): transmembrane transporter activity
Source: RefSeq, a predicted model, not a curated record
CCGGUAAGCGCAGACUACAGCCGACAUUCUUGCGCAGCGCAGUCGAUGUCUAUACGCGGUGCGGUAAUCCAGACGAAAAUACUAAUAAAUGUUAAACAUAUUAAUAUUAUUUAAUGAUAAACAACACAUAUACAUACGAGGUAUAACGCGCUGUGCUUAAUCUAAUCUAUGCACCGUAGAUUUCGGUAGUAAUUUUUUUGUUUGAAGCGAGCGCAGCAUUCGCGCAGACAGCAGCGAGCUGUGCGGUAACGCGUCUGUGAGAGGCACGAGCAAGUUUUACUAAAUAAAUAAAUUAGCGCGAAAGAGGUGUGUCAGUUUGCAGCAGUAGCAGGCGAGCUUUGAGCAGUGUCACCAGCAACUGGAUUCUAGGAAAUCUGAAGCGAAAUGGAGAAACGCGCUGACAAGCCCACACAUACCGACCCUAUAAUCUCUAUUUUGGGUAGCGAUUUGGGUCCUUGGCAGCUUAUUAUCUGCUUAUGGAUUUUUCUCUCGAAGUUUCCCACUGGCUGGGUCCAAAUUUCGAUGGUGUUCUUACAGUCGCCUAUUCAUGCUACCUGCGUUGAUCCUGCUAACGAUACCGCCGUUUGCUCCGGGCACUGCCAUGCUUUCGUCUAUGACCAUAUCAACUUUGAAGAGAAUAUAAUCAGCGAAUGGAAUUUGACCUGCGAUCGUCAGUGGCUAGCCAGUUUGGCACAGAGCUUUGUUAUGAUUGGCAUAAUGCUGGGCAAUAUUAUAUUCGGACUCUUCGCCGAUAAAUGGGGUCGUCGUCCCAUGUUCGUGAGUGCCUGCGUUAUGCAACUAAUUUUCGGUUGUCUGGUUUCUGCAGCGCCAUGGUUUUGGCUUUUUGUGGUGUUUCGCUUUUUGGAUGGUUUUGCCACAGGCGCUACCAUGUCCACAGGCUUCACAAUUAUCAUGGAGAUUGUGGGCAAAAGCAAACGUGAAAUAAUGGCCAUACUCUAUCAGAUACCCUUCAAUUUGGGUCACGCCACUUUGCCGUUAUUCGCCUACUAUCUGCGUCACUGGCGUUGGUAUCAUCUUGCCUUCUCAUCAUUCUCGGUGUUAUAUCUGAUAUUUUAUUGGACCGUGCCAGAGUCACCACGCUGGCUCUUCACCACCGGUCGCACUGACCGUGCCGUAAAAAUACUUGAAGCCGGUUGCAAGCGCAAUAACAUGCCUACCGAUAACAUACGCACCGAACUCGAACAGGCCGCAUUAAUUACAGCCGCCACAACGACAUCGAAGAAGGGCAACAUCAUUGAUCUUUUCCGUCAUCCGUAUCUCUGUCAGAAAACCUUGGCGAUGGCCUUUAAUUGGCUAGUAGUAUGUCUGGUUUAUUAUGGCGUCUCACAGCAUAUAUCACAUCUAAGCGGCAAUGUCUUUAUGAAUGUCGCGAUAGGCGCUACGCUGGGUGUGCCGGGCACACUCAUAUGCGUGCCGAUGACCAAAUAUCUCGGACGUCGCAUAACGCUCUUCCUCUCAAAUUCGCUCAGCGGCAUUGCUUUGAUGAUUUUGGCUUUCGCGCCAUCGCUGGACAGCACCAUGACUGUGGCGAUGGCUACAAUUGGUCUCUUUGGCGCAUCGGUAACGUUUCCGAAUGUUUAUCUCUACGGCGGUGAACUGUUUCCGACAGUGGUGCGUAAUUCGGGUGUCGGUUUGUGUUCGUUUGUUGGUCGCGUUGGCUCAAUUAUUGCACCAUUCAUAUCUGGCUUGUCGACUCGUGGUCUGUGGAUACCACCGGCCGUGUUUGGCGGCUUCUCGCUGGCAGCAGCUGCUUCGGUCUUUCUGAUGCCGGAGACACGCGGAUUUCCUUUGCCCGAGACCAUCGAGGACGGCGAGACGUUCGGCAAAAAUAAGAAGACGUCAAAAUUGUAAAUGGAGCCCUAGUAAACCCUAGUAAAUUUUUAUUAUUCAAGCAUUAUUUUGAGACAUUCUAUUGACUGUUAUAAAUUGCCAUUACAUACCGAAUUAUGCAUUUACGUUCGUAUGUGCAAAUAUUGCUAUGCAGGGAAAUGUGAAACUUUACAAUAUUAUAGCUGAUUAUAGUAAUAAUUAUUGCAGAUAAAUAAAAUCUAUAAUUUUUAUGUAGUUUGA